AAGAUUGCCGGAAAACUGUGUUUCUUGUGCUUGAAAAAAAGCACAAGGACAAUUUCACCAUCAAUGGCACAGGAAAUUUCAAGCUUGUUUGAACAAAAGAUCAACUUUGAAGAUGAACGAACGCCAAUUGGGAUUUGUGAAGGAUGUCGUUCAACACUGCGCAGAACACUUGAUGGAAAAGAGGUUGUCAUGCCAAGACUCUAUGACUUUGAAACCAUCAAUGUCAGGCGACCUGCAAGCGGACUGAUCUGUGAUUGCAUUAUAUGUCAAGUUGGGCAGCUGAAGCUAAAUGAAUCCCAUCCUCUUGAAAAAGUCAGAAAAAUGACAACAAGUGAAGAGAAAGCUGUGAAUAAAAAUUCAACCUCUGACCACAGAUGUUCCAAAUGCCUCUCGGUUCUGGGCAAAGGAAUUUCUCAUGAAUGCACUGAAGCUAAGUUUCGUGAAAAUAUGAGAUUUUUGGCAUCAAAUGACAGCACAGUUGCUCAACAAAUUGCAGCUUCUGCAAUAGCUGGCACAGAUGCUUACCCUUAAGGAACAAUUCGUCUGGCUCAAGCAAAAGGUGGACGACCUUUACCUGUCACCCCAGGUCCUUCAAGUGCAAGAAGACUCUUUGGAUCAACAUCCUUAGUUACUGCAGGGGAUCUCGUUCAAGUGCAAAUCAAUACUGGAUUGUCAAACACAAACGUGAAAAAGUUAGCGACAACUUUGAACCAAGUUUCAGCAGUCCGAAUUACUGAGCCAAACAUUCGCUCCAAAUUUUCUGCAUUAGGAAACUUACUUGCCGGAUUUUUUAAUCAAACAGAUAUUCUACCUAAACAAGGCAAUGGAGUUAUUGGCAAGAAACUUGUAGUUCACUGUAAAGAUCUGCAAGAACUGAUAAAUGAAGUUCUUUUGUCACGAAAAGUCUUCAGCAAGCCACUAAUCAAACUUGGCAUUGAUGGUGGUGGUGGGUUUCUGAAAGUCACACUGGGAGCUAUUGAGAAAAUGCCUUGUGAAGAUGAUCCUCCUCCAUGUAAGAAAAACUUGACUACAAACUCUUCCAAAGAUAGUGGCUGCAAUCGUCAGCUUAUCAUUGCAAUUGCUGAAGAUUUAUUUGAAACCUAUUUGAAUGUCCAAAAUGUUCUGUCUCUCAUCAAGCCUAACCCUAAGGAUUUUGUUGUUUCUUGUGAUCUGAAGCUGGCCAACAUCCUCUGUGGACUUCAGUCUCACUCAUCACCACAUCCUUGCACGUGGUGUGAUGUCCCAUCAAAUAACCUUGCACAAUCUGGAAAUCUUCGCACCUUUGGGUCUCUAAAAUCAUCCUGUCAAGCUUUUGAUGCUGCAGGACGUGACAUGAAAAAGGCAAAAGAAUUCGGAAAUGUGGUUCAUCCUCCAUUACUUGCUUUGGAUGAUGAGCAAUUGGUUUUGGAUCUAAUUCCACCUAUGGAAUUGCAUCUGCUGCUUGGAGUUGUCAAUCACCUCUUCAAGAUCUUGAUGUCAAUGUGACCACAUGCUGAAAAGUGGCUAGAUGCUCUUCACAUAAAACAACAACCUUUCCACGGAGGAAAGAAGCUAUGCACCAUCACUUUCAUCAACACUGUCAAAGAUACAAGAGACCAUCAACCAAUCCAGAAUAUGGAAGGCAACUUCAAACAUGCAUAGUUGACUUUAACAGCAAGCAUCUUUAAAGGCAGUUUUGAAACAGGAGCAAAAGACUUAUUUCAAGAAUUAAAAAAGUUUUGCAUUAUUUUUGUUACAGUCUUUUUGUUAGAAUGUAUUAUUGUUUAUUUUUAUCAAGCCAGUGCUGUAAAAUGAAUGAAUACAUAUGAUAUCAUUGAAGAAAUAAAAUUAUCACUAACUCAAAUUUUUUGAUGCUGUAAAAAUGCAAAAAAUGGGUAUGCUGUCAUUUGUCUAGUUGCUGUAAUAUAAUAAAAAUAAAAACUCAAUUUAUUUUCC
Hydra vulgaris (swiftwater hydra) is the source of this 1935-nucleotide messenger RNA. The record is from RefSeq and is a predicted model, not a curated record. NCBI's taxonomy places the organism in Eukaryota, Metazoa, Cnidaria, Hydrozoa, Anthoathecata, Hydridae.